This is a messenger RNA of Neurospora crassa OR74A, 2660 nucleotides long. RefSeq lists its product as hypothetical. The transcript has a single exon. NCBI's taxonomy places the organism in Eukaryota, Fungi, Ascomycota, Sordariomycetes, Sordariales, Sordariaceae. Bases 6 to 2276 code for a protein of 756 amino acids. The record is from RefSeq and is a predicted model, not a curated record.
CCAUAAUGGGAUCCCAAAUCGAACCGCGACAACUGAACAAGCUUUGUCAGAAAUGCCAGCAAAUCUUUCCUGUGACGGGGCUCUGGCCUUGGGAACGACGAGAUCCUGACCAAGUCUUUUCAGGCGGAAAACAAUGGCACUUGCGCGAUCUCACUAUCGACGAACUCGACGAAUCUGCAACUACCGAUGGCUGUCACCUGUGCCGCGUAUUCCUCGACUCCUUGAUUCCCAUUCCCAAAUUAAUCAUUCUGACAAACUGUGACGGCUACACAUCUUGGAGGGAAGACGUCAAAACAAUCACAUUUUAUCUCAGAUUGGUCAACCGUGAUCACGACCCUGACAACUACAACUUUUCACUGGAUCACGAUGUAAAACCCUCUUAUGGGGGCUCGUCGAUUGACUUGAAACCUGUCACUCCGAAAGAUUCACCCUUUCAACCGUCUUGGGUAAUACGUUCCAAUCAUCUCCCAUAUGGCUACAAAAACAGCCCUUCUCCGGUGACAAUCUUUCAACCUUCAUCAACAACAAACUUUGAUCCGCUUGCUCUUGAACAAAUCAGGAGCUGGAUUCACGACUGCACCCAUAACCACGAGGCCUGCAGAGGAGCAUCGUUGGUUCAGAACAGUAUGGCCGAGUUCCUGGAAAAGGUGCGCUUUAUUGAUGUCGGGCUCGAUGACACGGCUACGGUCCGCUUGGUGGAGAGGAUCAAGGACACAAAUGUCAAAUACAUCACCCUCAGCUACAGAUGGACUGUAGAAACACCAAAAACGAAUCUGAAAACCCACAACAAGGACAAAUACCAUCAAUCGAUCCCUACCGAGAACUGGCCCCAGAUAUACAAGGAUGCCGUUGCUUUAUCUCGCACCCUCGGUAUCCGUUAUGUAUGGAUCGAUUCGCUUUGUAUCAUCCAGGACGAUGGGAAAGACUGGAACACUCAAGCUUCGUUGAUGCAUCGCAUUUACACCCACGGCUACCUCAACCUCGCCCAUGCAUGUGCCGAAUUCUCACCAGGCCUCGAGGUCACCCGGGACCCAAUCUCUGUAUCGCCCUGUGUUCUUUCCCGUACUCGUACUGCCAGCUCGAGCGAAUACUGGGCUUGUUUUGUGAACUACACUCCGUCAUCAGACCUUGCACGUGCUCCACUCUACUCGAGAGGAUGGUGCUACCAGGAGAGAUUUUUGGCUACGCGCACUGUUCACUUUAGCCAGCAGCUCUAUUGGGAGUGCAAAGCCGGACACGCUUCUGAAUCAUUCACAGGAGACAAGGGAUUGGCUUGGUCCAGGGGUUCGGCGAGCAGUAACCCAGACAUACUCACAUCUGUUGAUCAAGCCAACGACCAACGCUUUUCCACUGUCUUUGGUGUGAGCACGGUAUGGCAAACAAUAGUCCGUGACUAUAGCCAGACACAGCUCACGCAAUAUUCGGACAGGCUGGCCGCUUUGAGAGGUGUUUUCAACAGAUUCUGGGAAAUUCUUGAUGCAUCACAGGAGCGCGACUGGUGUGUAGCGGGGUUGUGGAAGAAAUAUCUGAUACGGCAGCUGAUAUGGUACCGUGUUUCGCAUCGUCACGGCCACUAUGACGAGUUUGAGAGGAUCCGGGACACCGCGUAUUACGCGUCAUUCGAAAAACAACUUGCUGGCUUCCCAUCGUGGUCUUGGGCUUCAUGUCCAACCUCCCCGGGCUCAUCCUCCAUUGCUUGGCCGGGUCAUACAGAACCAGAAUACCAAAAUGAACCUCUGGUGGAGAUUGAGACCAUCAUUCCACUCAACUCUCAAGCCCUUCACCUUGGCUAUCCUGGCUUCGAGUCCUCCGCACUGGUCUUGCGCACUGCGUUCGGCUUCUUCGGUUUUGACGCCGAACAGCUUCUCUCAAAAUGGGAGUCCUGGUUUUCGACGUGCAAAGCUGACGCCCGAGCGUAUAACGGUGACAAGUGCCAGUUUCAGGUAUUAAUAAACCUUGAUCGGCCAAUAAUAGGCGUUGUCGAGAAAGAAGAUCUACGGCUGCUCCCUAUCAGCAUGGAGUACCAAGCCGGACGGUGGGAUACCGUAUGGAUCGAGGGUAUUCUCCUAGAAGAAGUGGGUGUAGAGGACGAUUUACCGACCUUCCGCCGAAUGGGCCAGUGGUCGCAUAGGUACGACAUGGAUACUUGCACACAACAAAGCCCAAUUCCCGGAUUGCUGGGAUCUUUUGACACCAAGGAGCGUCUCGAGAUUGAACUAGGAGAGUUUAGAAAGAGGCGUGAAUUACUUCCCUUUCGCAGGUACAAGUUGGUAUAAUUAAGGUACAGUCACAUAUGGGACCUCGUCGACUUUGGCACAACCAGGACGGCCUUUUUUUUUGUAACGACAAACUUGGCCAGAGGGGCUAGGUCAAGCAAACUCAGUCAAAGUCAACGUAAGACUCGUGCUGAUAAGACAGUGUCACCGAUGAACAAGCUCAUCUGGUUGUAUGUUUUAAAUUUCAUGAUCUUGUUCUCUUUCGACAAGAAAAGUGUCAGAGAGGAUAGAAUAUCUAUCUAAUGCCUGAUGCUGUAUCUGGCAAUGCCUAUCCAGGUAACUGCCAAGUAUGCACCAGCCUAUCGAGGCGCGCAACAUCUCCCUGGAGUAUGAGAGACAGUCACCGCCUUGUCAACUGAUUUAUUGCUAGCUCUGUUCGUGCGC